AUAAGCAUCAAGUCUGUAUUCUCGCAACUCGCAAGAGAGAUUUGAGCAGAAGAGCAAACGCAGAACAAUGGCAGACGAGGAAUACGAGAUGGACGGAGGGUACGAGGAUGAGCCCAUGGAUCCCGAGCCUGAUGAAGGGGCGGAGUUCGAAGAAGAAAACAACAACGAGGAUGUGCCGGAUCCUAUUGUAGGUGAAGGUGAAGAGAAAGAGGACCAAGAGCCGGUAGAACGCCCACGAAAAACUUCUAAGUACAUGACUAAGUAUGAGCGGGCCAGGAUUCUGGGCACGAGGGCUUUACAGAUUAGCAUGAAUGCGCCCGUGAUGGUGGAGUUGGAGGGUGAAACAGACCCAUUGGAGAUUGCAAUGAAGGAACUGCGAGAGCGAAAAAUACCCUUCACCAUUCGUCGUUAUCUCCCUGAUGGAAGCUAUGAAGACUGGGGAGUGGAUGAAUUGAUCGUGGAGGACUCGUGGAAGAGGCAAGUUGGGGGCGACUGAGCUGGCAUCCAUUCUCCUGAUCAUCCUUGUCUUAUUUUGAACAGAAGUAAUAUGAUUCACCUAAGAUAUGAAUUGGAAUCCUAUCGAAUGUCUUUGUAAUCUCAUUUAAGAUGAAUUGUACACUGCAUUUUGUGAUUUUGUAUAUACUUAAUUGUCGAGUUUUUAUUACUGAUUAAUCUCUCUCAGAUGCAAUUUGCUUGCUGUUCAUCGAUUCCUUGGGAGUAUGUAUUGCCGUUCUCGUAAUUAGGAACUUAUUAAACUCAGAGACAGUGUGUUGCUCUCUUUUUUUUUUUAAUUGUUAUGAUCUUCUUUAUUUUUCUUGCAAGACUAGAAAAUUGAAAUAAGCACGUGUAAAUUGUUUUUGUUUAAGAUAGAUAUGAACUGUACAUGUCUCGUCCCUUCA
Messenger RNA from Striga asiatica, 899 nucleotides. The record is from the annotation of a GenBank genome assembly. NCBI's taxonomy places the organism in Eukaryota, Viridiplantae, Streptophyta, Magnoliopsida, Lamiales, Orobanchaceae.